CGCCAGGGCUGGGGACCCGCGCGACAGCCAGGGUGCGAGAGUCCGGCCUCCGGGCAGGGCUGGCCCGGCAGAAGUCCGGAGGAAGCCGAGCCGGGGCGGGGGCGUCACGUCCUGCCGGCCCCCAGUCACCUCGGGAGGCGCCCAGGGCUCCACCGCGGGGCCACGAUGCCCGCGCUGCACAUCGAGGAUUUGCCCGAGAAGGAAAAGCUGAAGAUGGAAGUGGAGCAACUUCGAAAGGAGGUCAAGUUGCAGAGACAGCAGGUGUCUAAAUGUUCGGAAGAAAUAAAGAACUAUAUUGAAGAACGUUCUGGGGAGGAUCCCCUGGUGAAGGGAAUUCCAGAAGACAAGAAUCCCUUUAAAGAAAAAGGCAGCUGCGUUAUUUCAUAAAUAACACCCGGGAGAAACUCUAUCCUCAACAGCAGAGCUCAACUAUUUCAGUUUGCCCAAGUAAACGCUACAUAUCUUUUAAGGAAGAAGAAACUAAUCUUACCGGAGACUCCCCACUGUGUACGUGGGGUGAUGCGUAAAAGCGCAUCUGCUUUUCCUUUUUUGAGCACUAUCCAUCCGUUUAGCAGGAAGCAUAUCCACGGCUGCACAAUUAUGGAAUUAAGGACAUUAUCGUGCAUGACUCAGCUCUUUCAGUAUCUUGCUUGAUGCCUCAAAUAAAGUUCUAUCUUGGGAAAAUGAA
Molecule: messenger RNA, 688 nt
Organism: Chinchilla lanigera (long-tailed chinchilla)
Lineage: Eukaryota; Metazoa; Chordata; Mammalia; Rodentia; Chinchillidae
Gene: Gng11
Product: guanine nucleotide binding protein (G protein), gamma 11
Exons: 2
Coding region: 166-387 (73 amino acids)
Biological process (GO): G protein-coupled receptor signaling pathway
Cellular component (GO): heterotrimeric G-protein complex
Molecular function (GO): G-protein beta-subunit binding
Source: RefSeq, a predicted model, not a curated record